UUUUGUGGUAAUUCUGAUUGCAGUGAUAACGAGUCCCGAAGGGAGGAAGAGCAUGUUGAAGCUAGCGGAAAGGAUGGUUAUGAGCUUUUGCAGCGGUGUUGGCGCGUCGACUGCACAUGCAUGGACCACAAUGUCGUCAACUGGAUCCGAUGAUGUUCGAGUCAUGACCCGAAAGAGCAUGGAUGAUCCGGGAAGACCUCCGGGGAUCGUUCUUAGCGCCGCGACUUCAUUCUGGAUCCCAGUGGCUCCCAAACGGGUUUUCGACUUCCUCCGCGACGAAAAUUCAAGAAGCGAGUGGGAUAUUCUGUCAAAUGGAGGAAUGGUUCAAGAAAUGGCUCAUAUAGCAAAUGGUCGAGAACCUGGAAACUGCGUCUCCUUGCUCCGAGUCAACAGCGGAAACUCGAGCCAAAGCAACAUGUUGAUUCUACAAGAGAGCUGCACGGACGCAUCUGGAUCGUACGUUAUCUAUGCGCCGGUGGAUAUAGUGGCGAUGAACGUUGUUCUAAGCGGAGGAGAUCCUGAUUACGUGGCGUUGCUCCCAUCUGGUUUCGCUAUAUUACCCGAUGGUUCGGUCGGAGGAGGAGAAAAUGGGAAUCAAGAAGUGGUUUCUUCUUCUACUGCAUCUGAGAGUUGUGGUUCACUGUUAACCGUUGCGUUUCAGAUACUUGUUGAUUCUGUUCCUACAGCUAAGCUCUCUCUUGGCUCGGUGGCUACGGUUAACAGUCUGAUCAAAUGUACGGUGGAGAGGAUUAAAGCAGCCGUUGCUUGUGACCGAGGUGGAGGAGGACCAUAAUUCUUCCAGCCUUCCAGAAGUAACAAGGAAAGGAGAAAAAUAGCGUUUAUGCCUUAAUGGUUUAUUUCUAGUUCUGUAUGUUUUGAUAAUCCAGAUGAAGUCAAGAACGCACCUUUAACGUUUAAAUCUUUAUCUCAAGGAUGAUGAGAAAAGAAAGGGUAAAGAGGUUCGGGUAUUGACUUCUGAUGGAAACCCACGGUCCUUUUUAUUUACCUUUUCUAAGUUUGUCUAUUCAGCGUUCUGCUUUUAUAACAGUUUGUGAACACUUUUGGGUGUCCUCUCUUUAUGUGUUUUACCCACCAAGUGUAUGUUUCUUUAUUGUUUUGUAAGCUGCAAGACCAUAUAUUAGUAACAUUAGUUUCUGUUGAACUCCCUA
Messenger RNA from Brassica napus (rape), 1169 nucleotides. RefSeq names its product homeobox-leucine zipper protein PROTODERMAL FACTOR 2-like. The transcript is spliced from 4 exons. The coding region runs from base 53 to 793 and encodes 246 amino acids. NCBI's taxonomy places the organism in Eukaryota, Viridiplantae, Streptophyta, Magnoliopsida, Brassicales, Brassicaceae. The record is from RefSeq and is a predicted model, not a curated record.